UUGCACUUGGCAGCGACCUCCAAGGCCCAAAGCCCAUAUAUACCUAACAGGCCAGCCAAACCCAGCCCACGAAGCCGUGAGCCGUCGCGCCGAUAUAUCUUGGUGGACUUGUGCCCAAGCCGCGAGUUUGCCCUAGCCGCCGCCACUCGCCGUCGUCGACAUCGUCUCCGCUCCUGAGCUCCAGAUCCAGAGGCCUCUCCCGCCUCCAGGCUCGCCGGCCGCCCGCCCGCCUUCGCUGCCGAUGGCGGAGGAAGCCACUCAGGGGAAGAAGGAGGAGGAGGAAUUCAGUACGGGGCCGCUGUCCGUGCUGAUGAUGAGCGUGAAGAACAACACCCAGGUGCUUAUCAAUUGCCGGAACAACAAGAAGUUGCUUGGUCGUGUGAGGGCAUUUGAUCGCCAUUGCAACAUGGUUCUUGAGAAUGUUAGGGAGAUGUGGACUGAGGUACCAAAGACUGGUAAAGGCAAGAAGAAGGCUCUUCCAGUGAACAAGGACAGGUUCAUUAGCAAGAUGUUCCUACGUGGGGAUUCGGUCAUCAUUGUGCUCAGGAACCCGAAAUGAGUUAUAUGGUCUUGUAUCCAGGAUUGUCUCUUUGCUACGUCGCUCUUAGUAAUGUCCAAACGCCUUUGGCUAAGAUUGACCAGAAUCAGCUAUAUUUGAUGGUUCAGUGUUGUAGUUGGAGUUGUUAUGGAUUAUGAACGUCUCUUGUAUCUAAGUUGCAUCGUUAGCAUCUGUUUGAAUCAUCAAUAUAUUAGCUGAAGACAAUUUGGAACUGCACUGCUUCUGUUUCGUGUUGAUUUCUCACUUUCUGAA
Messenger RNA from Oryza sativa Japonica Group (Japanese rice), 811 nucleotides. RefSeq lists its product as uncharacterized. NCBI's taxonomy places the organism in Eukaryota, Viridiplantae, Streptophyta, Magnoliopsida, Poales, Poaceae. The record is from RefSeq and is a predicted model, not a curated record. Gene Ontology annotation, biological process: spliceosomal snRNP assembly; RNA splicing. Gene Ontology annotation, molecular function: RNA binding. Gene Ontology annotation, cellular component: U2 snRNP; catalytic step 2 spliceosome; U1 snRNP.